Molecule: messenger RNA, 1271 nt
Organism: Sinocyclocheilus anshuiensis
Lineage: Eukaryota; Metazoa; Chordata; Actinopteri; Cypriniformes; Cyprinidae
Product: mediator of RNA polymerase II transcription subunit 4-like
Exons: 8
Coding region: 23-838 (271 amino acids)
Biological process (GO): regulation of transcription by RNA polymerase II
Cellular component (GO): core mediator complex; mediator complex
Molecular function (GO): transcription coregulator activity
Source: RefSeq, a predicted model, not a curated record
AACAGGCGUCACUGUCUGACUCAUGCUUAUGCGUUUUAUUUCUCACGCAUGCGCAUUGCGCAAGAGAGGACAAACAGUCAUGGCGGCGGCGGAGAAGCCCACGAAAGGGAAGCUUUUAGCCGCUCUGGAUGAUAUUGAAGUUUUAUCCAGAGAGCUGAUAGAGAUGCUGGCGCUGUCCAGGACACAGAAACUGCCCCAGCCUGGGGAGGACACAGAGAUACUGGAGCUGUUGGUGCAGAGAGAUAAAGAGUUCCAGGAGCUCAUGCAGACGGCAGUGGAGCAGGGCAAAGUGCACCAGGAGAUGCAGGCACUGGAGAAGGAAGUCGAGAAGAGAGACAGCGAUAUCCAGCAACUCCAGAAACAACUCAAAGAGGCUGAGCAUAUACUGGCCACUGCUGUCUACCAAGCCAAAGAAAAACUGAAGUAUAUUGAAAAGGCCAGAAAAGGGAGUAUCUCUUCAGAGGAGCUCAUCAAAUACGCUCACAGGAUCAGUGCCAGUAAUGCGGUGUGUGCUCCUCUCAACUGGGUUCCAGGCGACCCCCGCAGGCCGUACCCCACUGAUCUGGAGAUGCGCAGUGGAAUACUGGGUAACAUGAGCAACAUGCCCACCAACGGAGUGAACGGGCAUCUGCCAGGAGACGCAUUGGCUGCUGGGAGAUUACCAGAUAUUCUAACCCCCCAAUAUCCUUGGCAGUCCGCUGAUGUUUCCAUGGGGAUUCUGCCUCCUCACCAUGGCAGCGAUUUUGGUUUGGAGCCACCUGGUCAUAACAAGGAAAAUGAAGAUGAUGUUGAGGCCAUGUCAACAGAUUCCUCCAGCAGCAGCAGUGACUCAGACUGAGCGUGUGUGUGUGUGUGUGUGUGUGUCCACAGUAACUUGAGUUUGUCCACCUGGAACAGCCUAAAAGUGUGUUGUCUGCAUCUUGUUUCUGUGAUUGUGGACUUCCAGAUGACAACAUAUUCUGCUUUCAGGAGGACCAAACCUACACGGGUCCUCUUUUCAGCAAAGCCUCAUUUGGCUGGAUAUGUUUUACAAAUAUGCUUGGUUUUUUCAUUCUCCAGAUGCCUUCAGUCAUCAUUUGUUUGUUUAAUUUUAUCCCACUGGCCUCAAAUGUCACCAAUGCAUUAUUUUCAUUGUGUACAGAGUGACAGGCUCAUUUGCAUUUAUUUGUUAUCUAGUGAAGUGUUACAGUUUCUGGUUUACAGUUGGAAUAUAAAUAGCAAUGUAAAUACCUCUGAACUUUCAGACUCUGUAAAUAAAACUUUUUUUUUUU